CUUUCAAGAGGUGGCUGUGUAUUUCUCCCAGGGGGAGUGGGCCCUGCUGCGCCCAGCCCAGAGAGCUCUCUACAAGGAAGUCAUGCUGGAGAAUUUUGGGAACGUGGCCUCUAUGGGACCUCCGAUUGCCAAACCCGACCUCAUAUCUUGGCUGGAAGAGGAGGAAGAGCUGUAUCUCCAGAACUCUGAUGACAAGGAGAGAUUGGCAGGAAAUGGUGUGUGGGAAUCAGCAAAUGAAAUGAAAGAGCAUCUGGAAACGGAGAAAGAGGAUAGCUAUCCACAUGUGAAAGAGAAUGUUGAAUAUUGUGAUGCACAGAUAAAGAAGGAGGGGCAACAACCAGAUAAAGAAAUGAAUAAUUCUGGUCAUUUACAACGUGAUUAUUGUCUGCUGCAAAAACUAUACAAAGAAAACAAUUGGAACAAGCAUACUGUAAUUGGGGAAAUCUUUCCUGAAAAAUCAGAUAUUAAUAUACAAUGGAACAGGUAUAACAGAAAGAAAAUAUAUAAAUGUCUAAUGUGUGGGAAAAGUUUCAGUCAGAGGGGAAACCUUACCUUGCAUCAAAGAAUUCACACAGGGGAGAAACCAUAUAAAUGUCUGGAGUGUGGAAAGAGCUUUACUCAGAGUGGACACCUUACUUUUCAUCAAAGAAUUCACACAGGGGAGAAACCAUAUAAAUGCCUGGAGUGUGGGAAAAACUUCAGUCAGAGUGGACACCUUACUUCACAUCAACGAACUCACGUAGGAGAGAAAAAAUAUAAAUGCCUCAAGUGUGGAAAAAACUUCAAGAAGAGUGGAAAACUUAUCAUUCAUCAGAGAAUUCACACAGGGGAGAAACCAUAUAAAUGCCUGGUGUGUGGAAAAUGCUUCAGUACAAGUGGAAAACUCAAGUCCCAUCAAAGAAUUCACACAGGAGUGAAACCAUAUAAAUGCUUGGAGUGUGGAAAAGGCUUCAGUAAGAGUGGAAACCUAAAUUCCCAUCAGAGAAUUCACACAGGGGAGAAACCAUAUAAAUGCUUGGUGUGUGGAAAAAACUUCAGGGAGAGCGGAGCUCUUACUGUCCAUCAAAGAAUUCACACAGGGGAGAAACCAUAUAAAUGCCUGGAAUGUGGAAAAAGCUUCAGUGAGAGUGGAAGCCUUACUUUCCAUCAAAGAAUUCACACAGGGGAGAAACCAUAUAAAUGCCUGGAGUGUGGAAAAGGCUUCAGUCAGAGUGGAAAACUCAAGUCGCAUCAACGAACUCACACAGGGGAAAAACCAUAUAAGUGUCUGGAAUGUGGGAAAAGUGUCAGAUAUAGAGGAAGUCUUACUCGCCAUCAAAGAAUUCACACAGGGGAGAAACCAUACAAAAGACUCGAGCGUGGAAAAGGCUUCAGUAAGAGUGGAAACCUUAAAUCCCAUCAACAAACUCAAACUGGGGAAAAACCAUAUAAAUGCUUGGAAUGUGGAAAAGGCUUCAGUAAGAGUGGAAAUCUUAAUUCCCAUCAACGAACCCACACAGGGGAGAAACCAUAUAAAUGCUUGGAGUGUGGAAAAUGCUUCAGAGAGAGUGGGAAACUUACUAUCCAUCAAAGAAUUCACACAGGAGAGAAGCCAUAUAAAUGUCUGGAGUGUGGAAAAGGCUUCAGGGAGAGUGGGAAACUUACUAUCCAUCAAAGAAUUCACACUGGAGAGAAACCAUAUAAAUGCCUGGAAUGUGGGAAAAGCUUUCUGCGUAAAGAUAUCUUAGCUUGCCAUCAAAGAAUUCACACAGGAGAGAAACCAUAUGAAUGUCUAGAGUGUGGAAAAACCUUUACUCAGAAAUCACAACUUAAUCUCCAUCAGAGGUGUCACACAAGGGUAAAACCAUAUAAAUGUCUGGAGUGUGGAAGAAGCUUCAGUUACACUGGAAACCUUUCUGCCCAUCAAAGAAUUCACACAGGGGAGAAACCAUAUAAAUGUCAGGAAUGUGGAAAAAGCUUCACUCAGACAGCACAUCUUAAUUUCCAUCAAAGAUUUCAUACAGGGGAGAAACCAUAUAAAUGCCUGGAGUGUGGAAAAAGCUUUAGUCGCAGUGGAAACCUUACUAACCAUCAAAAAAUUCAUUCGGGAGAGAAACCGUAUAAAUGCCUGGAAUGUGGAAAAAGCUUCAGUGAGACUGGCGGUCUUAAUUAUCAUCAAAGAACUCACACAGGUGACAAACCAUAUAAAUGCCUUGAGUGUGGAAAAAACUUCCGUAGUAUUGGAAGCCUUAAUUCCCAUCAAAGAAUUCACACAGGGGAGAAACCUUAUAAAUGCAUACAGUGUGGAGAAAGCUUCCGUCGCCGUGGAACCCUUGUUAUCCAUCAAAGAAUUCAUUCAGGGGUGAAGCCAUAUAAAUGCCAUGAGUGUGGAAAAAGCUUUAGAGAGAGUGGACAUCUUACUCGCCAUCAAAGAAUUCACACAGGAAAGAAAAAAUACAAAUGCUUGGAGUGUGGAAAAGGCUUUACUCAGAGUGGGCACCUUACUUCCCAUCGAGGAAUUCACACUAAGGAAAAGCCUUAUAAAUGCCUAGAGUGUGGAAAAGGCUUUUGUAACAGUGGAAGCUUUACUUCCCAUCAAAAGAUACACACAGGAGAGAAACCAUAUAAAUGUCUGCAGUGUGGAAAAGGCUUCAUUGAGAAAGCAAAACUUAUACGCCAUCAAAGGAUUCACACAGGAAACAAGCCAUAUAAAUGUCUGGAGUGUGGAAAAAGCUUCAAUGAGAAAGGAAAUCUUACUGUUCAUCAAAGAAUACAUACAGGGGAGAAACCAUAUAAAUGCAUGGAGUGUGGAAAGAGCUUCAUUGAGAGUGGAAACCUUACUAGCCAUCAAAGAAUUCACACAAGGGAAAAACCAUAUAAAUGUCAGGAGUGUGGAAAAAGCUUCAGUUGCAGUGGAACCCUUAAAUCCCAUCAAAAGAUUCACAAAAGAGAGAAACAAUAGAAAUGCUUGGAUUGGAUCCCUAUGGAAAUUCUGGAGGGGUGGGGAAACAACACCUCGGACUUUUCAAAACCCAGGUUGCAGAGUGUUCAUACCAGAAUCCCUAGCAAAACUUUCCAAUCAUUAUAAUGCCUGAUGAUGGCCCUUUGAGUGGCAGGAAUGGGCGUAGCCAAACCUCAGUGUGAAAGGAACCACAAGACCCUCUCCCAUUUGAGCACAAGAGGACAGAGAGGAAAGACCCAGUGGCUGCACAACCACAAGAGGCCCAAGGUGUAAACCUCAGAGAUAAGUAUAGUGUUGCCAACCUCCAGUUGGGACCUGGAGUUCUUCUUGAGUUAUACUUGAUCGCCAGCCCAUAGCAGACAUGGCAGCUUCACAGGGCAGAUCCUAUGGCAUUACUUCAUUCUUGAAUUCCUUCCCCUCACUCCAAGCAC
This is a messenger RNA of Eublepharis macularius, 3372 nucleotides long. Its product is annotated as zinc finger protein 420-like. The coding region runs from base 83 to 2941 and encodes 952 amino acids. Gene Ontology annotation, biological process: regulation of DNA-templated transcription. Gene Ontology annotation, molecular function: DNA-binding transcription factor activity, RNA polymerase II-specific; RNA polymerase II cis-regulatory region sequence-specific DNA binding. NCBI's taxonomy places the organism in Eukaryota, Metazoa, Chordata, Lepidosauria, Squamata, Eublepharidae. The record is from RefSeq and is a predicted model, not a curated record. The transcript is spliced from 4 exons.